Coturnix japonica (Japanese quail) is the source of this 3279-nucleotide messenger RNA. The record is from RefSeq and is a predicted model, not a curated record. NCBI's taxonomy places the organism in Eukaryota, Metazoa, Chordata, Aves, Galliformes, Phasianidae.
GGAGGACUCGGGGGCUGGACUCAGAUCAGGUGGUGAACUCAGAGUGUCCUCUUUCCUGGAGUUUGCUCAGGGCCCUGCUGGAUUUACAGCUGGUGAGUUUCAGUUGUCCCUGAAGAGGAAGAUACUGAAAGUUGUGAGUAGGGAGCUUAAAACCAAGUUUUACCUCCCUUUAGGGACAGAAGAAGGGCCUGGCCCCAAAGUGAAGACCUUCCUCAGGUCAGUCUUUUUAAAAUUCUUACCUCUGCAAGCAGCUGCUUCUCAAGCCCUGAGGAUUUCACUGAGCCAAUUUAAUGCUGGUGGUCAGACAGUUUAAACCCAUUAGCUGCCAGCUAUCUGAGUAAAUUUUCUCCUCCAAACCCAGUGCACCGGCAGACCACUCCAAGAAGAACUGCAGAGAACUGCCGCAUUAACUGGACAUUUGAGUACAACUGUUGUGGCCUGCGUUGUGAGCAUUUAGGGGCUGAAGAAAAUGCCACUGGCGAGAUCACUGUCCAUGACCUCUCUGAAUGGGCUUCCUCAGUGGGAAGAUGAAGACCUGCCAGUGGAGGACUUGUUGCUCUUUGAAGUUUCUUGGGAAGUUACCAACAAAGUGGGAGGAAUUUAUACGGUGAUCCAGACAAAAGCCAAAAUUACAGCAGAUGAAUGGGGUGAAAACUAUUUUCUGAUUGGUCCUUAUUUUGAGCACAAUGUGAAGACACAGGUGGAAGUAUGUGAGCCUCCAAACCCUGCAAUUAAGAAGGCAAUGGAUACCAUGAAAAGCCAAGGGUGUCAGGUCUUUUUUGGAAGAUGGCUGAUAGAGGGCAGCCCAUAUGUCUUACUGUUUGAUAUAGGAUCAGCAGCCUGGAAUCUGGACAGAUGGAAAGGCGAAUUUUGGGAUGCUACCAACAUAGGAAUCCCUUUUCAUGACCGAGAAGCCAAUGAUGCUGUAAUUUUUGGAUCAUUAACAGCCUGGUUUUUAAAAGAGCUUUCCUGUCAGUUUGAUGACAAGCCCAAUGUAAUUGCUCAUUUCCACGAAUGGCAGGCAGGAGUGGGUUUAAUACUGUCUCGAUCUCAGAAACUUCCAGUUGCCACAAUUUUUACUACCCAUGCCACCCUGCUUGGGAGAUACCUGUGUGCAGCCAAUAUAGACUUUUACAACAAUCUUGACCAGUUUGACAUUGACAAGGAAGCAGGGGAGAGACAGAUUUACCAUCGAUAUUGUAUGGAACGGGCAGCCGUACACUGUGCCCAUGUGUUCACCACAGUCUCACAGAUAACAGCAAUUGAAGCAGAACACAUGCUUAAAAGAAAUCCUGAUGUUGUCACUCCAAAUGGCUUGAACAUUAAGAAGUUUUCAGCAAUGCAUGAAUUUCAGAAUUUGCAUUCCAUGUACAAGGCUAGGAUCCAAGAGUUCAUUCGAGGCCAUUUCUAUGGACACCUUGACUUCAGUCUUGAAAAUACCUUAUUUUUCUUCAUUGCUGGGAGAUACGAAUUUUCCAACAAAGGAGCUGAUAUGUUUCUAGAAGCCUUAUCAAGACUAAACUUUUUGCUGAGGGUACAUAAGAGUGAUGUUACAGUCGUCGUGUUCUUCAUUAUGCCAGCAAAGACAAACAAUUUCAAUGUGGAAACCCUGAAAGGACAAGCAGUCCGGAAGCAGCUCUGGGACACUGCACAAUCUGUGAAAGAAAAGUUUGGAAAGAAACUCUACAAUGCCUUACUAAAAGGAGAAAUUCCAGACUUGAGCAAGAUUCUUGACCGGGAUGAUAUAACCAUUAUGAAAAGAGCCAUCUUUUCAACUCAGCGACACUGUCUGCCACCGGUGACCACCCACAACAUGAUUGACGAUGGCAAUGAUCCAAUACUCAACACCAUCCGACGUAUUGGCCUUUUCAACAACCGAACAGACAGAGUAAAGGUGAUCGUACAUCCAGAGUUUCUUUCUUCAACAAGCCCGUUGCUGCCCUUGGACUAUGAAGAAUUUGUCAGAGGUUGUCACUUGGGUGUAUUUCCGUCAUACUAUGAACCCUGGGGUUACACUCCAGCUGAAUGUACUGUGAUGGGUAUUCCCAGUGUGACCACAAACCUUUCUGGAUUUGGCUGUUUCAUGCAGGAACACGUUGCUGACCCAGCUGCUUAUGGCAUCUACAUAGUUGACAGGAGGUUCCGCUCACCUGAUGAAUCAUGUAACCAGCUGACUCAGUUCCUGUAUGGAUUUUGUCAGCAGUCCCGUCGCCAGAGGAUCAUCCAAAGAAACCGAACUGAAAGGCUCUCAGAUCUGUUGGACUGGAGAUACCUAGGCAGGUAUUAUAUGCAUGCUAGACACUUGGCCCUCAGCAGAACAUUCCCUGAUAAAUUUGAGAUGGAACCAUGUGCUCCACCAAAGACGGAAGGUUUCAGAUUCCCAAGACCUUCAUCAGUGCCACCAUCACCUUCUGUCUCUCAGCAUUCCAGCCCUCACCAUAGCGAAGGUGAGGAUGAAGAUGAAGAUGAAAGAUAUGAUGAGGAUGAGGAAGCUGAAAGGGAUAGGCAAAAUAUCAAGUCUCCAUUUUCACUGGGAGUAUUGCCACAAGGAAAGAAGAAGCAGCAUGGAGAGUUCAGGAACUGAAUGUGUUGCUCUCCACCCAAGCAGAGUCUCUCCAUGUAUUUAAGAGUUUCUUCUGUAGGUACUGCAAUCUCUGUAUUAAGGACAGUAUAUUAUAUUUUAGGAGAAUCUUAAAUGACACUUGAGCUACGCUGCUGGGAAGCCUCAUAUUUCUUCAUCUUGAAAGUAGUUUAAGUGACAAUUCUUCUGUGCUCCUCAGAGGUAGAAGACUUUUAUCAAGCUUGGUAUACUUAGAAUGUAACAGUCUCCUUAAGCUUAUCUAAAGCAUAGAUCACACCUUUGUCUGCAUAAUCAUCUACACUAAUCUUAGUUCAUGCUGAUAGUUCUUUUAUGGUUGUUCCAAAUGAAUUCUUCCUUCAUUUACGUCCCUUACUUCCUCCAAAACUAAUGUAAUCUUUAAGCCAGAGCUCAGAAAAUUUAGAGAAAUGAGUGUUAUACUGAAGAAAUCUUGUCAUAGGUAAAAAACUGAGACAUGUAAAAAAAUGGUCUUUGUGUUUCCUUAUGCUGUUUAUCUUAUUGUAAACUUACAUUGUUUGAAGUAUUUUUUACAGCACAUGGAAGUGUCUUUGAUUCAGUGAUAAAACACACUGCAGAACAAUAUAAAGUCUUAUGCAGUGGUCAUUUGAAUUUUAGAUACAAAUGAAGUCAUCUUGAAGUCCUUUAUACCCACAAUAAACAGCAGACCGUUUAUUUUCUGA